Medicago truncatula (barrel medic) is the source of this 1262-nucleotide messenger RNA. Its product is annotated as cell number regulator 8. Bases 171 to 866 code for a protein of 231 amino acids. The record is from RefSeq and is a predicted model, not a curated record. The transcript has 3 exons. NCBI's taxonomy places the organism in Eukaryota, Viridiplantae, Streptophyta, Magnoliopsida, Fabales, Fabaceae.
AUGUUGACGCGCUCGAAAUAGAAAUAGAAAUAAAAUAAAAGAUAGUAAUAAUUAAUUUUCGACACACCGACAUCUCUUUUCACCGAAAUUUCUCAUAUCUCUCUCUUCUCCAAUAUUAUAUUUUGUUGGUGAAAGUUCUUUCAUUCUUUGAAUCAAUCCAUCAAUCAUCAAUGGCGGAAGAGAAGAAACUGAAUCACGAACAAGAGGCAAAUCCUCUUCUCAAACAACAACCACCUCAACAACCUCCAAAAGCUGAACAAACAACCGAGCAGCAGGAUCGUUAUCUUGGAUGGACUGCCGAUGGGCUUCCGAUUAGCCAUGGAAGCGUCAUGGGUCAGCCCAUUCCUCGUUCUCCUUGGAAUUCCUCCGCCUGCGCUUGUCUUGGCCAAAACGAUCAUUUCUGCAGCAGCGAUCUUGAAGUUUGUCUUCUUGGGAGUGUGGCUCCUUGUGUGCUGUAUGGAAGCAAUAUGGAGAGACUUCAUUCUAAUCCUGGGACAUUUGGCAAUCACUGUUUGCAUUAUUCUGGACUGUAUGUGAUUGGGAAUUCAUGUUUUGGUUGGAAUUGUCUUGCACCCUGGCUUUCAUAUCAUAGCCGUACUGAAAUUCGUCGCAGGUUCAAUUUAGAGGGAAGUUGUGAGGCACUUAAUAGGUCAUGUGGGUGCUGCGGAAGCUAUUUGGAAAAUGAGGAGCAGCGUGAACAUUAUGAGUUGGCAUGUGACUUUGCAACUCAUGUCUUCUGUCAUGUCUGUGCUCUUUGUCAAGAAGGUCGUGAGCUCCGCCGUAGAGUGCCUCAUCCUGGCUUCAAUGCGCAACCAGUAUUGGUUAUGAUUCCCCCAGGAGAGCAGACCAUGGGUCGUGGGGCUUGAAGAAAAUUCUUCCUCGUCUUGGAGGUGCUAUUCUUGUGUAUGUUACUGUUGCCUCUAUAUGAUUUGACGUUGUUGAACCGUCAUUUGCUCCCUUUUUUCUCUCCUGAUCUUGCUGAAAAGUGCAUCAUGGUUCUUUGGAUUUGGUAUAAAUAAGAACAUAUAAAACAUCAUUAUAUUUUCAGUUUGUUUCCCUACUGUUCUGUAUUAUAUGUAUUUGUUUAUUGUGGUCUAUGCGUAAUCAUUUGGUUCAAUAAACUGAAUGAAUCAAAAUUUAUUAUUAAGGGCAUGGUUCCUGUAUGGUUAUGUACUUGUGCUUAGUUUUUUCAGAAUUAAAAGGAGUAUAACGUGAACCAUAGCCAGCUGCUUAAACAAUAAGAAUGAUAUUUGCAUCGCAAA